Molecule: messenger RNA, 1418 nt
Organism: Penaeus chinensis
Lineage: Eukaryota; Metazoa; Arthropoda; Malacostraca; Decapoda; Penaeidae
Product: tripartite motif-containing protein 72-like
Exons: 3
Coding region: 288-1403 (371 amino acids)
Biological process (GO): protein ubiquitination
Molecular function (GO): zinc ion binding; ubiquitin protein ligase activity
Source: RefSeq, a predicted model, not a curated record
AGUGCUUCGUGUGCGGCCCAGAGAGAAACCCCUUCGCCUGGCCGCUGGGUGGAAUGAGUGAGCUACGAAGAACGUGAAAUUUAUGAAUGGCGGAAAAAAACAGAAUUUCCAAGCACAAGUUAUUGUGUGCUUGUUCAACGGUUCACUGACCCCUGAGAUGGAUAUCGCCUGUCUGUUUUAAUGUGCCUUCAGUGCGCGGUGUUCAUUAAAGCAUGGCCAAUAACACCAAGUCAGUGCUUGUGUCAGAAGUCGAAUGAAAACUCAUCUCCGUUCACGCCACAGCAAGGAUGGAGGAGGAGGUGACGUGUAUCGUGUGCUCUGAGCUCUACACAAGAGGGACGCGAGAGCCGGUCGUCCUGCCCCUCUGCGGCCACACCUUCUGCAGGCCGUGUUUGUGCAACCUGGAGAACUCAGGGCGCCUCAGCUGCCCCACCUGCAGGCAGAGCUACGUCGGACCGCCCAUUGACCAGCUGCCCACCGUCUUCGCUCUCCUGAGUCUGUCUGAGCACUUUAGGAAGUCCGAGUAUCACGGAUGUGAGAGACAUGGGUCGCCGGUAGAGUUCUGGUGCCGCAGUUGCCAACUCCCCCUGUGCGGCCACUGCCUCCUCGAGGAGCACGUCAAGGAUGGCCACAAGGUCGUGCGAGGCACGGACUUCAUUGCAGAGCGGAAGGAGCACAUCCUAAGUGAGUGCACCGUGCUCAUCCAAGAGAUAAGUAACAGAAAGAGCCACUGCGUCAACAGGUUCAGUGAGUGGACAGCGCAGAUCAUCGCGGGAGUAGAAGAGAGCGCUGUGCUGUGGAACUCUACCCAGAAUGCCCAGAACAUUAUGGCUGAUAUCGUUGACGCAACCAAUAUUGAAUCUAUUUUGGUAUCGUCUUCGAUGCUCGGAAGUCUUCGAGAGGAAUUCAUGAGAGUAGCACAGAGGGACACGAGAACGAGGACUGUGAGCGAUCGUUCUUUGAGAUGCAGCUCCUGUAGCGAGGCGGAUUCUGCUUCUCCUCUCGGACUCCUGCGCCAGGAAUCUUCACCCGAUGUGGAAUAUCAAGAGACCGAGUUCGAAGAGACCGAGCAGACUAAUGCCCCCGAGGAGAAUACUCCAAGUUCCUCAACUUCAAUCUCGGACGCUGUUGUGCCUGAGGACAAGACGGACAGCUCGUCCGACUCCUCCCUGGCGCGGCAGGACAGCAUGGGGAACGAGCUUCUUGUAGCAAGACAAAUCAGCUCGAGCAGCAGCACGGGCCGCGAGACCUGCCACACCCUGAGGGACGCCGGCGUGAUGACCCUCUUAGGCCCAGUUCCUUGGCCGCUGAAGUGCUGCGUGGUAGGCCCAGGCGGGAGGAGAGGAAAGCUGAGAUGGGAGGGCGGCCGCCUCCACAUGUACGCCCUCGGAGAUAAUAAAUAGAGAAACCCACUUCAA